This is a messenger RNA of Arachis stenosperma, 789 nucleotides long. Its product is annotated as agamous-like MADS-box protein AGL62. Gene Ontology annotation, biological process: positive regulation of transcription by RNA polymerase II. Bases 1 to 789 code for a protein of 262 amino acids. The record is from RefSeq and is a predicted model, not a curated record. The transcript has a single exon. Lineage: Eukaryota; Viridiplantae; Streptophyta; Magnoliopsida; Fabales; Fabaceae. Gene Ontology annotation, molecular function: DNA-binding transcription factor activity, RNA polymerase II-specific; RNA polymerase II cis-regulatory region sequence-specific DNA binding; protein dimerization activity.
AUGUCGAGUUCAAGAAGCGGUGCAAGGAAAAGCAGGGGUCGCCAAAGAAUUGAGAUGAAGAAGAUGAGCAAUGAAAGCAACCUCCAAGUCACGUUCUCUAAGCGUCGCAGCGGCUUGUUCAAGAAAGCAAGUGAGCUUUGCACCCUCUGCGGUGCUGACGUGGCACUCGUCGUGUUUUCUCCUGGCCAGAAAGUCUUUUCCUUCGGCCACCCAAACGUAGAAACCGUUAUAGAUCGUUACCUGUCGCGUGCAUCUACUCUCCCAAACUUAUCCGGCACUUUGCAAUUCAUUGAGGCGCACCGCAACGCCAAUGUGCGUGACUUCAACUCUAGACUCAUGCAGGUGAAUAACCAACUUGAAAGUGAGAAGCAACGUUCUGAUCACUUGAAUCAUUUUCAUAAGGUUGCCAUGAAUCAGUUCUGGUGGGCCUUGCCAAUUGAAAAUAUGAGCAAGACCCAACUAAACCAGUUCAGGGCGGCACUUGAGAACCUUAAAAAGAGUGUCGCGCAACAUGUCAAUAGCCUCUUCGUUCACGAAAGUAUUAACAACCCUACUCAAUUCUUUGGUCAGUCAUCUUCAAAUGCUCUAGUGCCACAUCAGCCUUCUCCUCCUCCUCUUCCACCACCACCAACUUCCGCUCAACUAGUUCCUCAGUUGUUUGGUAGUGGUUCACACUUUCUACAGCAUCAGAGCCCUAUGAUGCUUCAUGAGAGCCCUAUGAUGCAAAAUCAUAUGUUUAACAUGAACAACAUUGGACAAUUUGGAUCAUCUGCUGCUGGAUUCCUUUGA